CUACGUGAAGCAUUGAAACAAAACCGUUGCCUGAUCACUGACGAGGGAAGGAAAGUUAGGCAAUGUACAAUACCUCCACUGCUAAACAUCUUCACGGACCAAGUGUGGCGCUAACAGCAGGGAAGAUCUGGUAGUGGUCAGAAGCGGCGAAGACUGUUGUGGUAAUAGCCUACGUUCUCCUGGCAAAAUGGUUCUGUCAAUGCGGGAAUGUAAUCAGACUGCGAAGUAACAUUUCUAUGACAGACGGCAAUAAUUGACCAGGGGGCUGCCGCGCUUUUCCUGUGGUAACCUGGAUUCUCGAGGCUAUAUGGAGGGGAUGUCGGAAUGGCUUGCACGAGGAGAACCAAGACUUUGGUGUCAACAUGUGUUAUCUUGAGCGGAAUGACCAACAUUGCUUGUCUUCUAUAUGUAGGAUGGGUUACCAAUUACCUUGCGAAUGUGUACAUCAAAGUUCCCGAACCUGUUCCGGAGAAAAAGUUGGAGGAGGACAACAAAGGGGAAACUUUGAGGAUUAUCGAACGACUUGAUCGACUCGAGAAUGUUGUCAACCAGCACAUACAAGAGACGCCUCCAAAGGCAGAUGAGAACACAGCGGCAGAGUCUUUCUCGGACUCAUCGCUGUUCUCCCGCUGGGGUCAGGACCUGAGCCCUGAGACCCGACGCGUUGCACUGAAGAAGUUCCAGUACUACGGAUACAACAGCUACCUCAGUGACCGGCUUGCCCUGGACCGGCCCAUCCCUGACCUGAGGCCUGAUGGGUGCAAAAACAGCUCGUAUCCCCCAAACCUCCCACAGGUUAGCAUCGUGUUUAUUUUUGUAAACGAGGCGCUGUCCGUCAUCCUGCGCUCCGUCCACUCCGCCAUCCAAAGAACGCCCCCCCACCUCCUCAAAGAGUUCAUACUGGUGGAUGACAACAGCAGCAACGAGGAGCUGAAGGAGAAGCUGCAGGACUUUGUGGAUGAGACCAACAGGCAGCGGCCCGGCUUCAUCAAGGUGGUCCGUCACGCCAAGCAGGAGGGGCUGAUCCGCUCCCGGGUCAGCGGCUGGAGGGCUGCCACUGCCCCCGUGGUGGCUCUGUUCGAUGCCCACGUGGAGUUCAACAUCGGCUGGGCUGAACCUGUUCUGCAGAGAAUUAAGGAGGAUAGAACUCGAAUAAUAUCCCCAUCAUUUGACAACAUCAAAUAUGACACAUUUGAGAUCGAGGAGUACCCCCUGUCUGCACAGGGCUUUGACUGGGAGCUGUGGUGUCGCUACCUGAACCCGCCUAAAUCGUGGUGGAACCAGAAGAACAGCACUGUGCCCAUCAGGAGUCCAGCUCUUAUUGGCUGCUUCGUGGUGGACAGACAGUACUUUGAGGAAAUUGGUCUUCUGGAUGAAGGGAUGGAGGUGUACGGGGGUGAAAAUGUGGAGCUUGGUAUCAGGGUGUGGCAGUGUGGGGGCAGUGUGGAGGUGCUGCCUUGCGCCAGGAUUGCCCACAUUGAGCGUGCUCACAAGCCCUACACUGAGGACCUGACUGCCCACAUGCGCCGCAAUGCCCUGAGGGUGGCCGAGGUUUGGAUGGAUGAGUUCAAGAGUCACGUCUACAUGGCCUGGAACAUUCCGCAGAAAGACUCUGGAAUUGACAUCGGGGAUAUCUCUGAGAGAAAGGCCCUGAGAAAGAGGCUGCAGUGCAAAACAUUCCGCUGGUACCUCGUCAACAUUUACUCUGAGAUGAGGAUGUACAUGGACACCAUCGCCUACGGAGUGCUGAAGAACUCCCUGAAGAGUGACCUGUGUUUGGACCAGGGGCCUGACACUGACAACGUCCCCAUCCUCUACAUAUGUCACGGGAUGACCCCUCAGAAUGUGUACUACACCAGCACUCAGCAGUUACACAUUGGGGUCUUGAGCCCCACCAUCGAUGAUGACGACAACAAGUGCCUGGUGGAUGUGAACAGCAGGCCUCGCCUCAUUGAGUGCAGCUAUGCCAAAGCCAAGCGAAUGAAGCUCUACUGGCUCUUUACUCAGGGAGGUUCCAUCCAGAACAGGAAGUCGAAGCGAUGCCUGGAGCUGGUGGAAAGCGGCAAUAAUGAGUUUGGGUACCAGCUGGCCCUGCAGCAGUGCAGCGGACAGAGCUGGACCGUCACACACCUGCUGGCGGGCGGCGCGCUAUGACCCUGUUAGCACCAGCUUGCUGUGACCUGCCCACCUUCAGCACUGCUCCUGAGAGGACUACCAGAGACUCUAUUGCUUUGGCCUUUCACACUCCUUUUGCUGUUUUCAAGGAAAAAGGAGCUAAAGUCACAUCUGCUGUAUGGUGAUACUUUGGGCACUUUGGCAUCUCCCUCUUUCACCUGAAGAAAUAUUAAGAUAAAUGUCAGACAUUUUUACCGUAUUUGUGUCUUCACAAGUCGGCCACUAUUUGUUGAUUUCUAUACGCUGCAGUGUGGGAGGCUGAAACAUCAGAGUAUACAUUUUGCAGUUCCUUGGUUCUGUGUUGACUGGAUCCAGUACAAUCAUUAAUCUCUGAUAUAUACAAUCGUUAGGUCUUUGAUAUAUCUUUGCUACUGUGUAGCAAGUGUUUGCUAAAGCCGCUUUUCCACCGCAUGGUACCGGCUCAACUCGACUUGGCUCUACUCAAUUAUACUCGCUUUUGAUACCAGGUACUUAGUUUUCUACUGCAGAUAGUACCCCCGUCAAUGUAGCUGGUCGUCAUAGCGACGCCACAUGAAACUGCCGUGACGUCAUUUUCAACGCGACACACACAGGAACAAUGGAGGAUAUUGAAGGGAUGGUGUUCUUGAUUCUCGGAAUUUGGCUGUUGGUCGCAGCAAGGAGACACAUUUUGUUUCAGAAGAGGCUGGAGGCAGCAAGACAAAAGACUGCUUAGAAAAAACAGGAGAGUUUGGGAAAUCCAACAUCAGAGCUCAGACGACGAGAUGACUCUGGUUGCUCAUUAGCAUAAAAGGCGACGCAAGAGGGUGAGCUAACCUAGUGACAAUUCUCUCUGACCAAUCAGUGGUCUGCAGUGUUUUCACGUCACCUUUUGGUAUCGCCUCAGCUCGCUUGGAACCUCAACGGAGGUGAUACCAAAUGCAUGUAACCGUCCAGACCCACGGCGCAACUCACUUCCGCAAACACAUUUUAGCUGGCACCACCUGCGCAUGCGUCCCACAAAACAUCCCUCAAAGGUCGUCCGUGAGUGAGUGAGUGAGUGACCACAAUUUGCCAUGCAUAGCCCACGGCAGCAGUUCCUGCAUGCUGUGGGAAAAAAGGUACUAGGUACUAUCCACAACUUUUGCCGAUGGAAAACCAAAAAAGUUGAUUAGAGUCGAGUCGAGUUGAGCUGGUACCAUGCAGUGGAAAAGCAGCAUAAGUUUCCUGCUGUAUUUGUGCCCUCCUAGUGUCUCAGGUUUGUAGGUUAUGUUUAUUAAGAAAUCAAUCUGUACAGUUUUGAGCAAACGCAAUUAUGUUGAUAUGUCUCAGACUGAAGAUUUAAAACUAUUUUCUAAAUGUAAAAAAUUAAAAUAUUUAUAUCAGACAGUAAAAAAGUGCUGCAAAAUGCUUUUUCUUGUUUUUUGUCCACUGCAGCCAGUGAGCAGAUUCUAGAAAUGGCUUUUAAGAAAGAAUCUCACUUUUAAGGAAGGACCCCACUUCUUUUUAUGAGGUGAAACAAGGCACUUCAUAGGAAGGAUAAUAGCUCAGUGUGGUGUUUUUUUUUUUAGUUUUGUUAGAAAAUGUUCCAGUUCACAUUCAUUUUUUUUAAAGAGGAGAGUUGUGAAACAGAAGUGUAUAAAUGAGCAUUCAAGGGGGUCUGGCACUCCAUUUGUUGUGUUGAUUAACCUCUCAGCUUCAGCUGAGCUUCAGCACAAAUGUGAUUAUUUCUCCACUUUAGCUGCAGUCAGACUCAAUCCUCAUGAAAGGCCAGGGUCUUUUCUGUCUGGAAGUAAGUGCAGGAAGUAAAUGAGUGAGUGACCAAGCAAGGAAAACACAUUCUGCUUUCUGUUUUUAAAGCACAUUUUAUUUUGUUUUUUAAAACAUUCUGUUUUCUGUUCUUUAAAAAAAAAUGCUUUUGGUUUCCUGUCCUUUAAAAUUACCUAUUGCAUACAGAAGCUUAUAAUGCAAACUGUACGUGAUAAAAUGCUUCUGCACUGAAAUCUCCAUGGAUGCCUGUUCAAAUGGAAUGGCACCCCUGUGUAAAGGGCAGAGCAGAUCAAAGAGUGCACACCUGAGAUUAACAUUGCUAUUGCUGGUUCCAUUUCCCAUCUACUUCUCAUCAGUGUUGUGCUCUAUACUUACCGUAUGCCAGCACUGGUGUCUGCUCUCCACAGGUGUUUACUGUUAGCCUGGGCAUCAUUAACAUGACCAAUUCACAUCAGUCACCAUCUCCUCUAAUGCCUGGAUCUAUGGGGCCUCUAUCCUCCCACCUCAAGGGGUUUAGGAGACCUCGAGUGAUCAGCCACUGUGGAGCAGGAGGAGAUCCAUAACAGACAGGAAAUACUGCAGUCACCAUGACAACCAUGGGGAAGCAGCCUCAGCAUCACAGCAUGGGCAGCAGUUCUGUGGGGCUGUAUGAAUCAAAGCUGGCUGCUGGGCUCAGAGUUAUCAGGACUGUGGGGUGUUUGAUAUGAAGACUUUGCCCCACACACACACAUACACACACACAGUGCACGUGUGCACACACACACACACAGAGGACUGAUUCAAACGUGCACACACACAGUCACAGUCCAAAUGCAGAGAGGCCCAGUUUUAUUUCAGAUAAAACGACUGUACAGAAGAUGCAACUCUAAUCUCACUAUAAAUGUGUGCACACUUAGGGCAGUGGAAUUGGUGCUUUAGAUCAGAUUUCAUCAGAGAGGUGUGAAAGUCAUAAAACCUAUAAUACCCCCUUUCCAAGCUUUGAGGACAUAACCAGAAAGGGGUGAAUACUGACGAUCCCUUAACUGCCCAAGUCAAGAGGUGAUUACAAAAAUGUUUUAAAAGAGCAAUCCUUUCUCAUCUGCCUUCAAUUCAUCAUUUCAUUUAUUUUCUGUACACAGAUUUAAAUAUAUAUAUAUAUAUUUUUAAUUAUGCUUUUAUGUGACCCAGUGUGAAUCAUGCACAGUAAGGACAUUUACUCAAUGCUCUGAUGUGUAUUUUAUUUUACAGUUUAAUACCUCAAGCUACAGUAUGUGAAUUUCUUGGCACUUGGUUGUGUAACAUGCAGCAUAAGUCUAAAUUUAAAUGGCUAGAAAUGGAUUCCAUCACACUUCCCAGACUGAGCAAUCUGCAUUUAACUAAGCUAAGUUCUUUAGCUGUUCUUUAUAGAGACAACUGGCAGAGCAGUGCUAGAGCUGUCAGAGGCAUUUUAACUGGUCCUGCAGUUCCAUGUCAGUGUUGUUCGUGCACAGAUGGUCUGACCAUAACUGACACGUGUCCCACCUCCUGUCAUGUCUCCGGCUAAAACACUACUAGAGUCACCCUGCUACAAAUUUACUGUUACCAUAACAACAAGUGGAUAAAAAUACUUGGUGGUAGAGGCAUGGAGCCAACCUGUCACAGUAGUAAUAAUUACACAAAUUACAGAGAAUGCAGUAUGUCUGAAGAUGCAUACAUACGAUAGAGUGGUCAAUUAUUUCUCCUUAAAAUAGACACCAAGAAAGUAAAGGUAUUUAUUUUAUACUUUAAUUAAUGUUUAUGGACGUCAGUCCUGGUUCCUAAACAGUGGUAGACCUAUUGAAUUAGUCAUGUAGAUAUUCCUCUCCUUUGUUUGCAAGAAGAGAUCAAUGGCAGAGGGGAGUGGGCCUCCCAGUUAAACACGUUUGCAGGCUCGGGCUCCGUGCUUGUAUUUGGUGCGGCCGUGUGAGAGGGAUUAGCAGGCUUUGGCAUGUCAUGUUGGUCUUAAUGGUUUAUUUAUCAUUGGUACAAUUUCAGAGAAAAGCCAUCCGUGAUUACAGCACCAUGUGUCAAUGUGAACAUGAGCUUACAGACAAAACCCACAAAUUACUAGUAGAUAAGCAAACAGCAAAGACCUGACAUUGACAACAGGGAGAAUUAGAUUUUAAUCUAAGGUGCAGUCGAUGGUUUGCAAUUGCUGUAUUGGCUAGGUCCUGAAGCAAUAGCAGAAAAAGCCAGUGAAGGUGAUAACACACAUCAGAUGCCAGGGGCCCAAACACACAGCACUGCAGGCAUGCCAUAUAACACAUUCGCUGUAAUUCACCAUCACACUCGAGGGUGCAUUUCAUUUUUCACACCAACUUUUUUUAUAUCACACUUCAACAAGAAGGAACGGCUUCUCACAUAUAACUCCUACAGACUGAGAAAUACUCCAGAUGGCCACAUAUUUCAUUCCUCUGGUGUCAUCAUUUUCCAAUUUAUUUUAUAAAGACAACAGAAUUCUACUAAAAGGCGCAGGGAUUGAUUUGUUGAUAGCCUGCAAGAGGAAGCUCAUAGUGUUCAAUCCUCGUCCUCACAGCACAACACAAAAAAGACAAGACAAACUUUCUGAGCUACAUCUCAGGUGCAAAUAUUAUUGGUUGAAUCAUCAUUGUUGGAAAAAACAUUAAGCACAAUGCAUCUGCAUUUCGGAAUACAGUAUUCACGUUGGAAUACUCUCCUAGUGUGCAGUGCUACCUAGGCUAAAGAACACUAUAAAUACUGCAGUGUGCAAAGCUAACGGGGUGGCACUGAUUGGAUCAGUGGUUAUAUAGUUUUUGUUGAUUGGCACAGGUGUUGAAGGGUCAUUGCUGAUUGGCUUAGUGGUUUAAGAAUCUUCAGUAACUGGAUAGAACAUGUGUAGUUAAUGUGUAGAUGCUGUUAUGGUUUUAGAGCCUGUGCAGUGUCUGGUCGCCUCAGUCAUUCUGGAUGGUGUAGCAGGUGCAGUCUCAGCUCAAUCAGAGAUCACCCUGUGUAGUCCAGGUUUAGCCUUUAAACCUUGCUCCUGUGUCCCAUCGUUACUGUGUGCUCAAGCCUUCAGAAGCUCCUGCUGUUUCUCCUGGAAGCACCACACUCACAUGGGAGGAUUCCCAGCAUUUCUGAGGUAUGGAUCCCAUCAAACACCCAGCUUGUGUUUGGACUUAGACACUAUUGUGACAGCACCCUGAGCAGUAUUUUACAAACUAAUUAUCCCUGGUCUAGGACUAAGUGACACGUUUGGACAAGAUGAGAAGUAGUUUAGCCUUGGGUCAGAGCUCAGUAAGGUUCUAUGUUAUGUACAUACACAUUUUAUUCAGUGUUUGUAAUGUGUGAGCAGAAGAGUCAAAAACAACAGAGCUGCUGAUAUUUUGAGGGGUAAUUUAUUAUUUUUUCAGGUUAUUUCGUUGGCGAGUAUGCAGCCAACAAAAUCAUUUAUCCUACAUUACUUACUAAAUCUCUGCAGCCGUCUAAUGCUUUCAUUACACUCCUUUCUUCCUGAUAUCCUUCUCCUGAGCAUGCAAGAAGAGACGGUCUCAGACACCGAACAGUGCAUACUGAACACACACACAGCAUAUACUCAGUCAGAACACACUCUGCACUAUGGCUGCCAGUUUUAGAAUUUGUCAAAACUGGACACCAUGCAUGCUCACAUGCACACUUUGGCAAAGUCUGCAUUCGCUGACUGGGGGGCAGCUUAAAACUGGAUCGCGAAGCAUGGAGGGCUGUCAGAACCAGUGGCAGACUGGGCCUGGGGGGAUGGUUUGGGGGAGGGGAGGAGAGGAAAAAAGUGUAACAGUAGAUCAUUACAAACUAGCGAUUAAAUUUCAAUUAAUUAUUCAGUUGGUUCACCACAUCAGGACAUUUAUAUUGUCUGGUCGGGACCACAAACUGGGCCAGUAUAAAUAAUUUGAAAACCGGACAUUCCAGUCCAAAACCAGGUAUCUGGCAACCCUACUCAGCCCACAUUCUGCACACACCCAACACACACUCAGUGUACACCCAACACACACUCAGUAUACACCCAACACGGACUCAGUGUACACCCAACACACACUCAGUGUACACCCAACACACACUCAGCACACACUCGGUAUACCUUCAGCACAUCCUCAGCACCCACUCAGCGCACACUGAACCUCACUAAAUGCACACUCAGCAUACACUGAGCACGUACUCAGUACACAUUCAGCAUACUGAUGUCAGGGUGUUGGGGGCUGGUGCCAGGCCCAGAUUGAUACAGCGUGUUAUAGAAGCAGUCACCGGCAGUUAAUCACACACUGAAGGAGCAAUAAGAUGGAAUAUUAUAUUUAUCAUAUUCCUGUAUCAGCUGAGACAGAAAUACAGAACUGAGAUAAAUCAUGACUGUCAUGUCCCAGGUUAUAGUUCCACCUGGAAGGAUUUAUCUAGAGUUUAGAGCCAUGUGCUGGGACCCUCAUACUGUGACUGAUGGCUGUACAAAUACAGUGUGAGCCAUGCAUUCACGUGUGCAAUGUACAUAUAUUAUAUGCAGUGUGCAAGCAUGUAUACAGUACACGAAUAACAUAUAAUUCUCUUGUAUCGAUAUAUCUUAUAAUUUAACUCAGGAAUUUGCAGAGACAUUUGCAGAAGACAAUUCAUAUAUAUUGCUUUAUAUUGUACAUUAUGCUUGUCCUGUUUUGCUAGUAAUUGUUUUAAAUUUGUGUUUCUUCAGGACAUGGUCAGCCAUCUGUUGGAAUAUUAGCCUAAGGUUCCCUUUAGUUUCUCAUUAUAAUUCUGUGCAGCACAGAUCAGCAGAUUUUACUUCCAAGCCCUGCGUUCUUAUUCAUUUUAUCCUCUAACUGCACUUUGCUCUGCUCUUGAUUCUGCCAAAGCAGUGGACUGUUUGUAUUCAAAGUGUGGGGUUCAACUGCAAGAUUAAACUCCCAUUGCAAAUUACAGUGUUACUUCAUAACCUCCACAUCUCCCAUGCGUCCUUAAAAUUAAAGAGAAUUACAAUGCAUUAAGCCAACAUUAUACUUACAAUCCUAAAAAUGUUGUCUUUAAUUGAUGGAUAAAAAUUUCUAAAUGUCUUUAAUUACAAUUUUCUUUAUAGAAGCUAUGUGUGUUUAUUCAGGACAUGACUGACACUCCUGCAAUCUCCCCCCCCCCAUCUUUUUUUCUUUCUGACUUUGGAUUUGCCUUUGAAUAAUGUUGUAGUCAUAGAUAUAUAAAGGUAUGUCAUCUGUGUUGUGGUACUUUCUUUAAUUACAAUACAAAUAGUUCUUUGUUUGUUUCAUAUUAAACUUAUUGAUUAUUAA
Messenger RNA from Anguilla rostrata (American eel), 9152 nucleotides. RefSeq names its product polypeptide N-acetylgalactosaminyltransferase 18-like. Bases 325 to 2154 code for a protein of 609 amino acids. The transcript has 11 exons. The record is from RefSeq and is a predicted model, not a curated record. Gene Ontology annotation, cellular component: Golgi apparatus. NCBI's taxonomy places the organism in Eukaryota, Metazoa, Chordata, Actinopteri, Anguilliformes, Anguillidae. Gene Ontology annotation, biological process: protein O-linked glycosylation. Gene Ontology annotation, molecular function: polypeptide N-acetylgalactosaminyltransferase activity.